Molecule: messenger RNA, 3924 nt
Organism: Solea senegalensis (Senegalese sole)
Lineage: Eukaryota; Metazoa; Chordata; Actinopteri; Pleuronectiformes; Soleidae
Gene: stard7
Product: StAR-related lipid transfer (START) domain containing 7
Exons: 8
Coding region: 437-1648 (403 amino acids)
Molecular function (GO): lipid binding
Source: RefSeq, a predicted model, not a curated record
GAGUGGGCGUGAGGAAGACAGCAGGAAAAGGAGGUCAAAUGCAGCGCAGGACUUUCAGAAACGUGUCUCCAGCAGAAAUACACAGGUAGAUAAUAAUGCUGGAAUAACAAUAAGCCAUAGAGUUUACAUUUAGUUUCAGAAAUAAAUGUGACGUCAUUGUUAUGUUGUUUAUCCGGUGUGUCGCACUAGAACAUAGAUAACAUUAGCAAUAGCAUCCCGUGCUGCAUGCUCACAGUUAGCCCUGUAAGUAACGUGAGCACGGCAUUAUAAUCGCGGUUUCUGGUCGCCGUGCCGUACCGUCAUCUUUUUAGAGGUGAUUCGUAUCACGGUAAAGUUGUAGUCUCGUGACCACGAAGUGCAUUAGCUAACUGCAGCACUCAGCAGCGUUUGGUAAUCUCGUUUGUCUUUGAGAACUUGUGUCACGGUCACAGCCGUCAUGUUUCACCCAGUAUCCCGUCGUCUGAUCUGCGAAAGCGGCGUAAAUACGAUGAGGCUUCAGAGCAGCAGAUCACUCAGGCAGAGCACUCAGACUCAGAUGGAGAGAUUCCCGUGGCUGGGCAGGAAGGUGGACCUGCUGCUGUCCUGGAUCCAGAGGGCAGGUACCCGCGAGGCCACGGGCUCUGGCAAGAAGAGGAAGGGCUUGCUCUCUAUUUUUGCGGACCACUGCGGCUUUGUUACUGGACAGAGGUUACGACGUGCCUGUCAAGUCGGCGAGCUUUACUCUAAUCUAUACUCCGAGCGCACCAAGUGGAGCCUGGUUGGGAACAUUUGGCGCAGAUUACAGAGCAAGCAUGCCCCCUCUGGAAGACUGUUUGCGGCCCUGGCCGGUGUCUUCAUGUGGGAAAGUGAGAAGAUUCAAGAUGAGGACAUUCGCAGGUGUGGGCUGGAGCUGCAGCAGCUUGAGGCUGCAAAAAAGCUAAGCACCUCCUCAGGGUUAGUGGUUGGACAGCAGGAGGAUGGCUGGGAAGGUGUGAUGGAGAAGAAAGACUUCAAAGUGUGGAGGCGACCUAUUCCCAACAGUCACCUUUAUGAAUACAGAGUGUUGGGCUCCUACAAUGAUGUCACACCAAGACAGUUCUUCAAUGUACAGUUGGAUACCGAGUACAGGAAGAAUUGGGAUUCUCUAGUGAUCAAGCUUGAAGUUGUGGACAGAGAUUGUGCUUCAGGCUCUGAAGUUGUGCAUUGGGCCACACACUUUCCUUAUCCUUUGUACUCAAGAGACUACGUGUAUGUGCGUCGCUAUGAUGUUGAUGUUGACAACAACCUCAUGGUGUUGGUAUCAAGAGCUGUACAGCACCCCAGAGUUCCUGAGAGUCAGGAAUUUGUGAGAGUCCAUUCAUACCAGUCGAGGAUGGUCAUUCGUCCCCACAAGUCCUUUGAUGAGAAUGGGUUUGAUUACCUGCUAGUCUACAGUGACGACCCUCAGACUGUCUUCCCACGUUACUGUGUGAGCUGGAUGGUGUCAAGUGGUAUGCCUGAAUUUCUGCAGAAGCUGCACACUGCUGCUUUGAGGGCAAAGAACUUAGAAGUUGGAAUCCACGACUAUGUAGGUGUCAUUAAAUCCAGCGAUGGCAACCGCCAGCCGAGCCAGGAGCGCCUGGGUGGAGACAAGACACACACAGGUGGUCCUGGACCGAUCUACGCCUGAAAUGGACAUUUUACAGAUCACAAUAUGUGUCUGAGGGUUUUCACUUAUACUUGAAUGCAAAUCAAACCCUCUAGCAGCAGCUAUGUGGGGUAAUUGUGUGAACUGCAACUGGAAGUUGAAUCGGAGGGUUAAAAACACAUACAGUGAAAGUCCAUCCAUAGACAUGGAUGUAGAUGUUGUAGAUGAUGUGUCCCAAGAACAAUGCACUGUAUUGACGACUGUCUCACUGUCCUUUGCAGAAAAUAUUGCCAGGGAAACGUUUCGUCCAGACUGAUGGUCUUGGCCCAUUUUUUUAUUCUAAGCCAACCAAUGCCACAUUACAUUUUCUGCUUCCUUUAUAAAUCUAUAUGUCCUGCAGCCAUUGGACACCUCGAGCCAAAAUUGUAUAUGUCGUGGAGAUGGUGUUUUGCCAAAAUGGUUUCUCUCAAUUCAAUGUCCCGUCUUUUUCAAGGCUUGACACGUCAGGAUUGCCAGCAGCCUUGUCACUCUUAGUGUUUAGUGUCAUUUUUGGUCAGUUGUCAUGGGAAUGGCUGCAAAUAGUGGAACGUAGGAAAGCAACUAUGACUGGCUUCUGCUUAACAUUGUGACUGCAACAUAAAACUCGAGCUACAUAUUCUUGGCAGACAGAUGAAGGCCUGCACAGAGAGCGACCUCAACAGAAAUGCUUUCUAAGCUGGGGGGGACAUAACACAACUUUCACAGUUACCGAUUUUGUUUUGAUAUUCCCACUACGCCCCGUCGCCUUUGUCUUCUGACGCUGUUUCCUGUCCCACCUACUCUUUUUCAUUGGCGGUUGGCAACUUGUGUUUGCAGUUGGGUGGGUAGUAUGUCUACCCGAUUGCGUCCAUAUUCGGCUCAAAAAAAUUUGAUUGACUGUGACUGAAGUCGGGUUGGGUCUGUUACCUUUAAGAGAUUUCUGUGCCAACUUGCCGUGCCGACAUCCCCAAUUCAGUGCUGACUGGUGCAGACUCUGCCCAACUUUGAAUUGUUGGUAAAAUUGGGUAAAUAAAAUCUUGUAGUGUGUCCCCCAGCUUAAGAAAUGACAUUGUAUGGAACAAAGCAACUGAUCGCCUGUUGGCUUACAGCAUAAGUGCUUGUUUGAUCUUCAUAUGACUGGAUGGAAUGGGCUGCAAAAAAUAACUUGUUGCUGUUACUGGAACACCUGGAAUUCAAAAUGUAAUAUAUUGUGUGUGUGUGUGUGUGUUUGUGUGGGGGUCAUUGGCAUAAUGCAAGCACAGAUAAGGUUUCACUCUUGUCCACCACACUGUGUGACUGUUAAAAAACUGCCAGUGUUGACUAAACAGCCUUCCGAGUGACGGUAAACCAGUCCUUCAGCAUUUGGGGCAUAGUGUCUUAUAACAACCAAGUCAAUCCUCAGAUUUAAUGGUACUAAUGUGCUUCUUCACGGCUCUCCUGUAGACACACUCCAAUAAACCCGUGCCCUUUCUAAAAAAAACUGAAAUUCACCUACAUUUCAUAAUGGUCAAACCUUGCAUUGUAUAAUUAUUUUGUUAUCCCAGGAAUAACAGCUGUCAUUUAAGUUUGCACUAUUAGAAGUCAUCGGCGUUUGUGUUUUCUCUGUGUUACAGCACUAGAUCUUCAUACACCAUAAUCCGUGCACUGGAAUUCUCUCUUGUGAAUUUCCUGCCAUCUAAAACGAGCUCUUUCUCCCCACAUUCUUUUUUGCCAUGGGUGUUAUGAAUGUACUAAGAGCACCACCGUCAAACAUUGCCUAUUAAAGUACACUGUUUACAGCAUGACAAUCUGAUGCAAGUAUUUAAAAAUCCAUCUCUUCCACCAACUUCAUGCACUAAAAAGUCACGUCAACACAAGUCAGCCGAAGUGCAUUGGGUUGUGUCCAGUAUUAAUGUUUCCGGCGUCUUGUUUUUUUAAUGCUCUUUCAUUUUUUAAAACGAUUGCGCUACGAGACGUUAGAUAUGCCUGGGAUUUUGGUACAUGUGAGGAAGGAAAUUGAAAUGAUUGUUAACUUCUAUGUUAAGACGAAACUGAGACUAAUGAAAUGACUGAAUUGAAAAUUCAACUUUUGUUAAGCUUGAUACUGUAACAUUUUUAAUUUUGUCGUAUGUAGAUUUCUGCGUGCCACCUGCAACCGUCUAAAAUGUGCUUCUGUUUUUCUUUCUGCAGACACUUGACAUUUGAUUUGUCACCACGUGAUUUGGAUAAUGAGCUUGUGCACUUGUAACCCCAUGAUUUCAGGAGUUGUUGAAAUGGAAGAGCUACUAAUCAGAUCAAAUAAACAGAUCUUUGUGUGUCAA